Perkinsus marinus ATCC 50983 is the source of this 162-nucleotide messenger RNA. RefSeq lists its product as hypothetical. The annotation marks the transcript as partial. The transcript has a single exon. The record is from RefSeq and is a predicted model, not a curated record. NCBI's taxonomy places the organism in Eukaryota, Perkinsozoa, Perkinsida, Perkinsidae.
GAGGUAGCGAGGUCGGCUGGGAGGGCCAGACAUGCUUUCUUUGCGGAGGACCACCUUGGGGAUACUGUACAGGGCGGAGAGGUCCUCAAACGUACUACUGCCGAUCUGUUCCCGGACUAUAGCGAGUGCCUCAGCAACGGCGGUGUGGAGAGCCGCAUCUGA